GAAACUUGGGGAAUUAUGCCAAUUAUAUGUGCGCAUUCGGGCGCUUUAGAAGGUUCCAGCACUACGCGGCCUGACAGACGAGAGCGCGCCAUAACCCAGGAGUCACGUGGGCAGCGCACUCACAACCUCCACCAUAUUACUGCCUCUCUCCUCUAUAUCACCUUAAACAUGGACUCCAGGAAGAUAAUAGAUAUACUUAGGGGGACGAUAGAUCCAAAUUUGCGGCAGCAGGCGGAGGAGGAACUGACGCAGAUGAAGAAAAUCAUUGGGUUUACACCUGCCCUUCUUCAAGUAGUGAUGAUGGGAGAGUUGGAUAUGCCUGUACGUCAGGCAGGAGUCAUCUACUUAAAGAACAUGGUAGCACAGUACUGGAAAGAUGCAGAGUAUGAGGGUGGGGAGCCUAUACCUUUUCACAUACAUGAACAAGAUCGUGCCAUGAUCAGGGAUGCUAUAGUAGAUGCAGUUGUUCAUGCUCCAGACUUAGUGAGAGUGCAGUUGGCAGUAUGUACAUACCAGAUGGUGAAACACGACUUCCCAGGCAGAUGGACAACUAUUGUCGAUAAAAUUAGCAUAUAUCUCCAGAAUCCAGACACUAUGCUUUGGAAUGGAAGCCUUCUCUGUCUUUAUCAACUUGUCAAAAAUUUUGAAUAUAAAAAGAAGGAAGAUAGAGGUCCACUUCAUGAAGCAAUGAGAAUGCUGCUUCCAAUGUGUUAUGAGCGAAUGGUACACCUUCUGCCAGACCCAUCUGAGCAUUCCACCCUCCUACAAAAGCUUGUUCUCAAGAUUUUUUAUGCUCUAACACAGUAUCAUUUACCGCUAGAGUUGCUAAGCCGUGAGCAUUUCACUGAAUGGAUGGAAGUUAUACGACAAGUAGCAGACCGUCCAGUACCAGAUCAGACCUUGCAAGUAGAUGAAGAAGAAAGACCUGAUUUACCAUGGUGGAAGAUUAAGAAAUGGGCUCUUCAUAUCCUGGCUAGACUAUUUGAGAGAUAUGGUUGUCCUAGUACAGUAAGUAAAGAAUACAAACAGUUUGCAAUGUGGUUUAUCAAAACCUUUACACAAGGCAUCCUCCAGGUGUUGAUGAAGAUCCUUGACCUGUAUCGUAAUAAAAUUUAUAUAUCUCCUAGAGUCCUGCAGCAGACUCUUCAUUAUUUAGAACAAGGUGUGGGCCAGUCCAUAGCAUGGAAGCUUCUCAAGCCUCACAUGUUAUCAGUGGUUCAAGAUGUUCUCUUUCCCCUCAUGUGCUAUUCAGAUUCUGAUCAAGAACUGUGGAAUUCAGACCCAUAUGAGUAUGUUAGAGUAAAAUUUGACAUAUAUGAGGACCUGGUGUCUCCAGUGACAGCAGCCCAGGCACUUCUCAUAUCCACUGUGCGCAAGAGGAAAGAGAUGUUAGAGAAGACGAUGAUAUUUUUGAUGCAAGUCUUAACUACACCCAAUGUUGAUCCACGUCACAAGGAUGGCGUCAUGCAUAUGAUUGGCACAAUGGGAAGUGUAUUGCUUAAGAAGAAGAUUUACAAGGAUCAAAUGGAAACUAUGAUCGCUCAGUAUGUCUUCCCAGAGUUCCAGAGUCCAUUUGGCUUCAUGCGGGCACGGGCUUGUUGGAUCUUGCAAAACUUUGACGAGAUAAAAUUUAAAUCGGAACAAAACAUAAUGGCAGCAAUGAAUUGCAUUCAGAAUUCAUUGCUUAACGACCAUGACCUUCCAGUAAAGGUAGAAGCUGCUAUGGCACUCUCGGCUUUUCUUGCCUCUCAGAACAAAGCUGAGAAGAUUGUAGAACCUAAUAUUAGGCCAAUUGUCCAAGAACUAUUGAAGGUGAUCAAAGAAACUGAAAAUGAUGAUUUAACAAAUGUUAUGUGCAAGAUUGUUACUACGUACACUGACCAACUAACUCCAAUUGCUGUAGAAAUGUGUACUCAGUUGGCAGCAACUUUCCAGCAGGUGGUGGAUGCUGAAGAUGGAGCAGAUGAAAAAGCCAUAACAGCUAUGGGCUUGCUUAGCACAAUUGAAACCCUAAUAAACUGCAUGGAGGAAAAUCCCAAGAUCAUGGAGCAGAUAGAACCAAUCACGUUACAGGUUGUUGGCCUCAUACUUACCAAAAAUGUAAUGGAGUUUUAUGAAGAAGCACUUGCACUCAUCUACAGCCUCACUAGUACUAGAAUCUCCCCAGACCUUUGGAAAUGCUUUGAAAUGAUGUAUCAGAUGUUCCGGAAUGAUGGCUUUGAUUACUUUACGGAGAUGAUGCCAGCCCUACACAAUUAUGUAACGGUUGACCCAGAUGCAUUUUUGAGUAAUGAAGCUCAUCUUUUGGCAGUGUGCGAAAUGUGCAAGACUAUACUAACACAGGAUUGUUCGGAAGAUGACGAGUGCCAUGCUGCCAAGCUACUUGAGGUCGUGGUUCUACAGUGCCAGGGUCGCAUCAACCAAUGCUUGGGGUCCAUCAUUCAGCUUGUAGUGGAGCGACUAUUGAGAGAAGUCAAAACAACAGAGUUGCGAACAAUGUUAUUGCAGGUGGUGAUAGCAACGUUGUAUACUGCCCCAGAUCCCCUCCUUCAAGUGCUGGAGUCCACAACAUUACCCAACACAACAACAACCCUCACAUCACACUUCAUUAAGCAGUGGAUUCAUGACACGGAUUGUUUCCUUGGACUCCAUGACCGUAAGAUCUGCGUCUUGGGGAUGUGCACAUUGCUACAGCUUGGUCCAGAUCGCUUGGGAGUACUACAGGAGUGUCAUAAAGAAAUUUUACCGGCUAUGCUCUUGCUUUUCCAGGGCUUGAAGAGAGCUUAUGCAGCAAAAGCCAGUGAAGAGGACGAUGAUGAUGACGAUGAUGAUGACGACGAUGAAGAUAUUGAACAUGAAGUCCUAGAGAGUGAUGAGGAUGAAUUGGAUGAUAAUGGCGAUGAUUACUUAGAAAAGUUGGAGGAUAAAGUGAACAAGGCUUCAGCCGCAUCACAAUUUACCAUCGAUACUUGCAUACAGGAUGAUGACGAUGAUGAUGAUGAGGUGAUGAUGAAGAGGGAUGAUAAAAAAAGGGGAUGAAACACAUUGAACCUCACCUCCUUUGGAUAAGGUGACUGUGAAAUAGAUGAAUAUUGGGUCUUCAAGGAAGUAAUGCAGAGUUUGGAGAGCAAUGCUCCAGCAUGGUAUCAAGCACUGACAGGCAGUCUGAGUGCAGAGCAGCUGAAAAGUAUGCAGGAAGUGGCCACACUAGCUGACCAGAGGCAUGCUGCAGCUCAGAGUAAGAAGAUUCAACAGAGUGGAGGUUACAACUUCCAGCAAACUGCAGUUCCUUCAAGUUUCAACUUCGGUGGAUCUUUUGGCUCUUAAUCCAAGAACUACAUUAAUUUUAGUGCCUUAAGCAUACGUUAUAGGCAUGAUCAGAGAGUCUAAUAAAAAUUUGGGAAUGCAUCAGGGUAUGUCCCAUUAUUCAGUGAUGUAGCUCCAUGUCUCACCUAGAGACUUUUCAGCAGGUAUUGCAGUAUAGGAUAAAAUUUUGUUAUUCUUGUAUAAAACUCAUCUAAGUGUGCACACGUUUCCUUAAUACUGACAAUAGCCUGCCAUUAAUCUCUGCCCCUUCCCCUAUCAAAGCUUGAAUGAGGUAUACUAUAAACCAAUUAAAUGUGUGCUUCUAUUUUCAUAAUUACUGUAGUAUUAUCCGUUUCUUCCCUACUACUAUUACCACCUGUAGGGAUGUUGCCUGGGUCACUGCCUUGUUUGUCGAAGGUAUUUGAUUACUUUAAAUGUUGAAUUAUAUGCAAGAUCUUGAGUAUCAUUGCUUUGAAGAACAAGUUUUACUUUUUUCUAUGCAACAGCCCAGAACAUCCUCUGUGGUAUUUUUGGCCCCCUUGGCUUUGUUGUCCAUAUCUGCUGUCCCCAAACUGGAGCACAGGAAUGAUCUAUGUACAAAAGAGCAGCCCCGCCUCUGGAGCUGACCACCAUCUAAUGUUGGUGUUCAGCCAGCUGAGUCACAACAUUCAAUACAGCCAAGCUAUUGCUGUAUGGCUGAUGUUGCUCAGUGUAGAAGAUUGGAGACCUGGAAAAAUACAGGUUGUUCUGUAGGUCGGUGUGGAAUGAGGUGGUACGGGCUGCUCUCUCCACAAUAAUCCCUGGAGUGGAUUUAAAUGAUCCUCUCCAAUGAUUUGAGUUUUAUUAUGUACCAUCCAGGAUAUAUCUAACUUAAUGAGUUCAAUUUUUU
This is a messenger RNA of Cherax quadricarinatus, 4195 nucleotides long. It is a transcript of the gene msk, whose product is annotated as importin-7 msk. Gene Ontology annotation, biological process: protein import into nucleus. The record is from RefSeq and is a predicted model, not a curated record. Gene Ontology annotation, cellular component: nuclear envelope; cytosol. Gene Ontology annotation, molecular function: small GTPase binding. Lineage: Eukaryota; Metazoa; Arthropoda; Malacostraca; Decapoda; Parastacidae.